Aphanomyces invadans is the source of this 1123-nucleotide messenger RNA. RefSeq lists its product as hypothetical. Bases 90 to 1085 code for a protein of 331 amino acids. The transcript has a single exon. Lineage: Eukaryota; Oomycota; Saprolegniomycetes; Saprolegniales; Verrucalvaceae. The record is from RefSeq and is a predicted model, not a curated record.
GUUGGGGAGGAGGCCGUGGCGGAGAUGGCGUGAGCGUUCUUUGCCCAGACAAGUGGCCAUUCGAGCUCAACAGCGUUCCAAACGAAGUGAUGGAGAAUGCCAACGCCACCCCCGGCGUACACCCGCGCGACAACAGCAUCGUUGUGUUAUACCGAGAAACGGACUGGAUCGGCCGCCCGACGGAUCUCAAGGACACCGAGGAGUAUGAGCACUCUCUCCAGCGUAGCCGUCGCAAUCGCAUCAUCAUCAUUGCUGCUACCGCCUUGCUCGUUGUCGGAGCCGCGAUCGGUGUCAUCGCUGGCACCACCGGUACAGACCAAGCGUCCGUGCAGUCCGCUGACAUUGUAGCCACGGUGUCCCCCACGCCUUCGACGACCCUCCCGUUGUCACCGUCCAUGAACUCCGACCUUGCUGAUUUGCCAGCGGCGUCAAACUCCACGUUGAACGCCACGUCGAACGCCGAAGUGAUUGUCGGUGGCACCGGUCUCGAGACAGUCCAACCCACCCCCGAACCUACGACGACCACUCCUGAGCCCACAACCACGCUGGAACCGACGACGACGACGCCUGCUCCCACGACGACGGCACCGGCACCCACGACGACAACGCCUGCUCCAACUACCACCCCUCCUCCACCUACCCCAGCUCCAUUGAGUUCCGGUCAGAUUCGAUACGUGAACAAGUGCAACAAACCGUACACGUUGUGGAAGAGCCACCGCGCCUUGGCCGUGCUCAAACCUGGCGAUUCGUAUGACACCCAAGGCACGGCCGACGUCAGCGCAGCAUACUACUUGUCGGACGACGAAUCUGGAAACGCGUCGCUGUUUGAGAACCACUUUGCCAAUGACAACUUUUGGUACGACUUGAGCAUCAUCCCGGUGGGGUGCGGUGUGUCGUGGGACUCGUGCUUCGGCAAGCCCAAGAGUUUCAACGUUCCCGUCAGCGUCCGUGUGUCCAACCCCGGCGGCAACUGCAAACAUCUCACUUGCGACUCGCCGUCCUGCACGGACGCGUACUUUGUACCGAGCGACAAACAGACGUGGGUGUGCCCCGGCAGCGUCUCGAUGACAGUCACGUUUUGUUAAACCUGUGCUAAUAUCAAAGCCCUUUCUUCUUGUGUGCA